Molecule: messenger RNA, 1353 nt
Organism: Dovyalis caffra
Lineage: Eukaryota; Viridiplantae; Streptophyta; Magnoliopsida; Malpighiales; Salicaceae
Source: the annotation of a GenBank genome assembly
AUGAAUGAAGAAUCGACGACGAUGAUGCAAGAACAGACAGCCCAAGCCCCCAAUCCCCCUAAUCCUCCUCCUCGGAGGCCCAGGGUGAGGGAGGUCAGUUCCAGGUUCAUGUCUCCAAUUGCUUCUCCCUCCUCCUCCCUUUCUCCUCUUCCGUCCAACAAACAGCGCUCCAGCUCCGUGCAGAGGCAGCGCCGCAGCCAGGAAUUAGAAGCCGAAGGCAGCCCGCAGCGGAAACAAAAACAUCAUCAGCGUGCUGUGGUCAAGCUUUUCAAGGAGAACGAACCAAGAUCCCAUAGUCACCGGCCCGAUACCCCAACACUCAACACCAUCAGCACUUCCUCUUCCUCUAAAUUACGAUUGAUGCACCAACGUUCCACCUCCAACAUCAACAUCUCAUCGGCUGCUGCAAAGCUGUUGCAAUCCACCGGGAUCUCCAAUUCCACUGAUUCUUCUUCUUCUUCUUCGGAUCAUCACGACAUUAAUAAUACUAAUAAUGAUGUCAGAAGCUCUCUUCCUGAUCUCCUCCGCGAUACCGAUACUGGAUUUCUAGCUGAGAGAAAUCUCAAUAGGCUUAACAACAAUAACAACAACAACAACAAUCCUUUGGCGCCUUGCUCCAAGAUCCCUAAUGAUGCUUCUAGAAAGACAAGGAAAGUUUCUAGUCACCAAGAAGAUGUGCAAUCUCUCAAGUUGCUUCACAACCACUACCUUCAGUGGAGAUUUGUCAACGCAAAAGCACAGACCUACACUCAAGCUCAGAGAAGAGAAACCGAGAGAAACCUGUAUUCCCUUAGUGUCAAGAUAGCAGAAUUAUACGACUCAGUGAAAAGAAAACGGGUUGAGCUUGGCCUUCUGCAGAGAAUGAAAAAUACAUGGACCAUUGUUGAAGCUCAAAUGCCGUAUCUGGAUGAAUGGUCUGCUUUUGAAAGCGAUUAUUCAGUAUCCCUGUCAGAAACAAUUCAAGCUUUGUUGAAUGCCUCAAUUCAAGUGCCAAUCAGUGGAAAUGUUCGAGCUGAUGUUAGGGAGAUAGAGGAGGCACUGAACUCUGCAACAAAAUUGAUGGACACAAUAGCUUUUCACAUCGAAAGCCUUAUACCAAAGGCUGAAGAAACAGAUCGUUUGAUCUCAGAAGUAGCUAGGGUGACUGGAGGAGAAAGAGCUCUUAUUGAAGAAUGUGGGGAUCUGUUGUCAACCUCAUACAAUUCACAGAUUGGCCUGAAUUCAGAUAGAGGAAUGCAGCUUACGGGGGCAGCUAAUUCAGUUCUAUCAGAGCCGUCACAAUCAACACCAGGAAGAGCAGCAAUAAUUUGUCGCUGCACUUCAUAUUUGACGGGACUUGAUCGGCGUUCGUAG